Messenger RNA from Nelumbo nucifera (sacred lotus), 1466 nucleotides. RefSeq names its product (1S)-1,7-diacetoxy-luvungin A aldo-keto reductase-like. Lineage: Eukaryota; Viridiplantae; Streptophyta; Magnoliopsida; Proteales; Nelumbonaceae. The record is from RefSeq and is a predicted model, not a curated record. Gene Ontology annotation, molecular function: oxidoreductase activity.
AUAUUCUCUCACAAUCAACAAGUGUCACCUUUGUUAUCUCUACACAAUUUACGUGGUAGUUUCGUCUUAAGAUUUAAGGAGUUCAAUUAGUUUUUAACUUCAUCAAUCUUUGUACUACUGUACUACAUGCCUAUAUGCCAAGCAGUGAAUGCAUGCUUCUAUGCUAGAUAUAUAGAUAUACAAUGCGUGAGCUGUGAGCAAGAUAGAGAUACAAAGAUGAGAAACGAGGAAGUCAGAUUAUAUAGUGGUUCCAAGCUGCCCCUUCUGGGAUUCGGCACGGCUGCAUUCCCUUAUGAUAGAGAAAGAGUCGAGCUUGCAAUAUGGACGGCCCUCAAGAUGGGUUAUCGCCAUUUCGACACUGCAAAGAUAUAUGGUUCGGAACCUGCCGUGGGUAGUGCUUUAAUGGAGGCAAUUCAUGAUGAGGCAGUGAGCAGAGAAGAAAUUUUUGUUACUUCUAAGCUAUGGGGAUCUGAUCACCAUGACCCYAUUUCCGGACUCAAGCAAACUCUCAAGAACCUAGGGAUGGAAUAUGUGGACCUGUACCUGAUACAUUGGCCAGCCAAACUAAAGGUGUGGGCAAAUUAUGCUGUACCUAAUGAAGAUGACUUUGAAGAGUUGGACAUGGAGUCUACUUGGGCAGGGAUGGAGAGGUGCUUGGAUAUGGGGCUUUGCAGGUUCAUUGGGGUAAGCAAUUUCUCUUGCCGGAAGAUCCAACGACUAAUGGAACACGCUUCUGUCCUUCCUGCAGUGAAUCAGGUGGAGAUGCAUCCCAUGUGGAGGCAGAAGAAUCUCCGAGAAUUUUGUGGGGAGAAAAAUAUCCAUGUGAGCGCUUAUUCACCUCUUGGAGGGCCAGGGAGUCCAUGGGGAACAAAGGCCGUGGUGGAUAACCCUGUCAUAUGUUCCAUUGCGCGUAAACACAAAGCAACCCCAGCUCAGGUUGCUCUAAGUUGGGGCUUAUCUAAAGGAGUGAGUCUGAUUAUAAAAAGCUUCAAUCAAGAGAGGAUGAAGGAGAACAUGGAGGCUCUAGAGCUGACACUGGACCACGAGGAUGUCGUCAAGAUUGAGAGAUUAGAAGAGAAGAAGAUCAUGAGAGGUGAAUUUCUUGUUAAUGGAACCACAAGCCCAUACAGGACAAUUCAAGAUCUGUGGGAUGACGAGAUCUAACACCCACUCCUUUUGAGUCACUUGAGACUUGAGAGGUGUUUCCCUUUUAAUCACCAUGUGCACUGUGUCUGUGUCUCUAUAAUUAAUGAAAUGUACUUGUUCUGUUCGAUUCUGAUCCUGCCACCAAUGAACAACCCACAAAUGCUCCUAAGUGUCGAUCAUGCAUCAGAAUCCUUGACGAAACACGUGAUACUUGUACUUCUCUCUGAAUUUUGAACGAGGGGGUAUUUUUUUAUGUUUCUGGUCAAGAUUGCUACUGGCCGCUGUUUUAAGACAACCAUAUUACAUCGAAAAUCAUUUAA